Molecule: messenger RNA, 3318 nt
Organism: Symbiodinium necroappetens
Lineage: Eukaryota; Dinophyceae; Suessiales; Symbiodiniaceae
Source: the annotation of a GenBank genome assembly
AUGCAUGGCUGGGAGCCCAAUACCUGGAGUGGGCAGAAUGUCGAGGCAGAGCCCAUCACUGUCAUCCAUCCCACCGCCUGGGAAGUGCCUGAACAAGAACCUUCGACCUUGCAGUCGGAGACCAUUCACCUGCAGCAAGAGCUUGCGCGGGUUCGAUCAGACCUCUUCCGAUCUGAGCAGAAGCUGGAAGCACUGCGGGGCAUCACAGCGCCCGCGGAACGCCAAGAGAAUGUCGCAGAUCGCCUCGUCCCAAAGGUGGACUACGAAGGCGAAGGCCCCCGAGAGCUGAUCCCGAUCGUUUUGGGCUUCGAGCGCUUGGGGGAGCUCCUGUCACACUUACAUCCGCAUGAGUUGCAAGAGGCUGCCAAGGCCAAGGAGUUGUCGACUCUUCGACCGUGGCCCCAGGGCCAAGGCGACCUGAGUCACUGCGAAGAUCCAGAGGGUUUGGUGACCAAGUACGUCGAACAGUCGCUGGUUUGGGCAGCGAUGAUUGUUUCUCGUUGUCGGUCCAUGUUCGUCUUGGCCCACCUGAAGCAGAAGAGAAUGGGAGCCGUGAAUCUCUUCCUUUCUCUUUCGCGAGCGUGUCAGCACAGUAUGGCAAGAACGUGGCAGAGAUGGAGGCGUUCCGCUUUGCUGAUGCAAAGAUCUGCUCAGAAGAAGCAAGAGCAGCUGCAACUGUGGAGUCAGGGAGUGGCGAGAACACUUCGCCUGAAGCUUCUUCAUGCCCAGAUGAAACACCAGCUGCUCCGCUUCUUCAACUGCUGGCAUCGGCAAGCGGCGCAAGGCAGCCGGUUCAGCCAAUGCCCAGGCAAAGAUUGGUCUGACAAACAGCGAAUUCACGGCGUCGACCGAGUGAGCAGAUUAUUGAACAUUCCGGCAUCGCCGUGGCAAAGUGCUCUGAGCACAGAUGGGCAUGACAGUCCGAACGCGAGUCAUGGUCAGGAGCACAGCUGGGAAAGCUGGCAAAGUUGGAGAAAAGCUCCAAGGUCUUCAGAAAGCUCACCUCGAGGCCAAAGAUCGCCUCCACCUCGUCAGCUUCGUGCCCCGAAGCCGUCGCUGCGGGGUUUGUUCCUUUUAAUGGCAGAUGGCUUGGUUGCGAGUCAACUGCACGCUGUUCUUCUUCAGUGGCACAAAGGCUUUGCGACAAGGAAGACAGCAGCUCUCGCGCUGCAGAGGGUUUUGCACAAAUGCCUUGAGAGACGCCGGCGUGACGCCUUGUUGCGCCUGCGUUUCGGAACAAUUCAAACAAGACCUGUCCGAGUUUCUUCGGACAAGGGUCUGCAAGUUUUCCUGCCUGGCCGACCUUCCGUGGACAGAAGCAUUCAGGCCAUGGCGGUCGUCCGACCUUCGUCCGAGAAGGGCAUGCAAACGCUCCGAGAAAGGGAUAUCUCUAACAAUCCAUGGUGUCAGUUGUGGCUGACGCGAAUCCUUCGGCGAGGCCAACGCCGUUAUCUCGCACGCGCAUGGUGCGCAUGGACUCGUGAGCACAUGCUUCGACGCCUUGCCGUGGUGCUGAAUUCCAGGCUCGCAUCGAGGCUGCAGUCUGUUCGAUGGCGGACGAUGCACAGAUUUCUGUCCGCUUGGAACACACACUGUCUUCGGCAGCAUCUUCUCCGCAUCCAACAGGUCCGACACGGAAAGACACAGGCAUUGGUGAGGGCAGUGUGCAGGCUGACGCUGCCAGGAAAGGUCGGGCUCAAGGCUCUGCUGCGGGUGUGGCGAGAGAGCAUCGCUGCAGAAGUCGAAGCCUUGCGGAGCAUUUUCCGUGGCUGGAGGCUUUUUUCAUUCCGUACUCGAGCCCUACUGCAUGCACGGAGAUUUGUGGAGCGUCGAGGUGCUGAGGACGCACGCCAGCACUCUUGUACACUGUUCACGGGUUGGAAGUCGGCUGCAAGGGACAUUUCUGAACGCCGUGAUUGUGCAGCACACUUUCGGCAAAGCCGGUUGGCAUCCAAAGAAGAGCUCGCGAAGCUUUGCGGAAGGGCGCUUCUUGAGAGGACCUGGGCAAGGUGGCGUCACCUUGCAGCAGAGGCUUCUGCAAGAUUUCGCAGCAGCCGGCUUUUGGCGUUGAAAGGCGAACUACAAACGCCCCGGCGAGUCCUCCUCUCCUUCCAGGGAUGGAAGAUGCUAUUCUUUGCACGACGUUCCCAUCCGACUCGUAGGCCUGCGCGAGCAAUGGACAGCUUCGGCUUUGUUCCCUUGCUCACGGCCAUCGUGUCUGGGUGGCGAAAUGUCGUCAAGCGACGCCAGCAUAGGCAGCUUGCAGCCAGCAACGUGAGCCGAGCAACCACUGCCACGACCUCGAGCCUGCUGCUGGUUGCGCUCUGCAGGUGGUCGCGCCUCGCGUGCCAGAGCCGGCAGUGGGCCCGGGCCUCCAAGUGGCAGGAGCAGCUUUCUUCCCAGUUGGCGGCCCUGCGUCGGAAUCGCUAUCUGCAUGCCGGCUGGUGCGGCUUCGCUGUGCUCCGUGGAAAUCGGAAGGCUCGCCGAGUGAAAGCGUUCAUGGAUCCAGAGGCGGUGGCGGCCCGGCGAGCCCUUCUGCACUCUACUCCCUCGGAUGUCUGGCUGCUCCAGGUCCUCCAGGUCUUCCGCUUGGAGGUAGAGAGCAGCAGGAGCAGAAAGAGGGAGAUCGCUUUCCAAAUGCAGGGAAAGAAGCUCACUCAGCUGGUGGCCGGGGCCAUGUUGCCGAAGUGGGAAGCAGCCAGCCGCUGUGCUCUCCUGGGGCGCGCCUUUGCAGUCCUGCGACAAGCGGCCUUGCAAGGGCAGCGGCACUUUGCUCAGGCCAGUAUGCUGCAAUUUCGACGGGAGCUGGAGGAAGAGAGAGGAGCCUUGCGGCUCCGGGAGCAGGAGGAUUUCGCAAGCAGGGCACGCAACCGUUACAACUUUAUGCGGCCGGUCAUUCAUUGCUGGCGCAUGGCCGCCGCUCAUGGCAGGCAAGCUGCAUGGGUACAUCUGCUGACGUGCAAAGUUCAUGCUGGAGACCACAAAGGUAUGGUCACGGCCAUAGCGUUCUUCGCCUGGUGGCGGUCAAGCAUGCGCUUGCGGCGCUGUCAACGGUCGAUAAUGAUACUGAUGAACUGGCGGCAACGGAAGGCACAGUCAAAGCUCUUGACAGCCUGGUGGGGAGAAGCUGCGCGCCAAAGGCUUCUCUCAGGCUUUUGCAGAGAUUUCGAUCAUACUCGAAAGCGCCGACCAACGUCAAGUUUCAUGGCUAAUGUCAUCAGAUCAGCCCAGACCAUCACCCCGUUAAGACCGUCCCCGCAAUUACAGAUUACGCUGCUGAUCAAAGCGUCAAGCGGCAAGAGGACCUGCCACCGGUAG